GAUUAUAUACAAAGAUUGCAGAGAGAUCGAGAGGUGAGACGAAACUAGGGCAAACGCAAACCGAAGAUGAUUAUACCAGUGCGUUGCUUCACUUGCGGCAAGGUUAUUGGAAACAAAUGGGACACAUAUCUUGAUCUUCUCCAGGCUGAUUACACUGAGGGAGAUGCCCUUGAUGCAUUGGGGUUGGUUCGUUACUGCUGCAGGCGAAUGCUCAUGACACAUGUGGACCUCAUUGAGAAGCUUCUGAACUACAACACUCUGGAGAAAUCUGAAGGCAGUUGAAGAGCAUGAACUCGGACGUGUGUUACCAACAUGCAUAUUCAAGAGUAUAUCUGCAUGUUUGUGUGGUUGGUAAUAAGUUUUGUAUCAUAUGUAUUCAUGCAUAGAAUAUGAUGAAGCAAUCAAUAUUCGGAAAGACACUUAAAGAACAUGCAAUUUAGGUGACUGUUUUAUCGUUCUUAUCUGUACUUUUUUGACUUGGUUGCUUUUAUAUGGAACCUAUUCGCCAGCUUUAAUGCCAGUAAGUGUUCCUGUUGGAAAGUUUUUGUUGUU
This is a messenger RNA of Camellia sinensis, 552 nucleotides long. The record is from RefSeq and is a predicted model, not a curated record. Lineage: Eukaryota; Viridiplantae; Streptophyta; Magnoliopsida; Ericales; Theaceae.